This is a messenger RNA of Abrus precatorius (Indian licorice), 2473 nucleotides long. Its product is annotated as mediator of RNA polymerase II transcription subunit 34. The record is from RefSeq and is a predicted model, not a curated record. Gene Ontology annotation, biological process: double-strand break repair via homologous recombination; DNA replication. Bases 168 to 2276 code for a protein of 702 amino acids. Gene Ontology annotation, molecular function: nucleic acid binding; ATP binding; four-way junction helicase activity. NCBI's taxonomy places the organism in Eukaryota, Viridiplantae, Streptophyta, Magnoliopsida, Fabales, Fabaceae. The transcript is spliced from 20 exons. Gene Ontology annotation, cellular component: cytoplasm; mediator complex; chromosome.
AAUUUCUUCGAUGAUGCUAAUGUUAUAGAAUAAUUUAAUUCUGAAAAUUGCAGCAUACACCACUGCAAUUUUGCUUACCAACAUCAACCUUCAAAAGCUGUAACGAUGCCGCAAAUGAUCGUGGGCUUCUAGGGUUACCUUGCACUCACACUGUUUCAACGUUAGAGAUGGAGAGCAACGAAAUACUAGAGGAGCUUCUCAACAUCGAGGUUGAGAUUCAAGAUGUCCAAGAUCAAAUAAGAGCCUUGAUUGAAAGGCAAGAGAGGUUGUACGAGAGAAAAUCUGAGCUAAGUGCUAUUCUGGAAGCGUGUAAAGAAUCUGGAAACCAGGUUAAUAAUGUGGGUCCAAGCACUGUGGAAAAUUGGAGUGGGCCAUUUGAAUGGGAUUCUGAAGCAGAUGAUGUUAGGUUGAAUAUCUUUGGCAUUUCGUCCUACCGUGCAAAUCAAAGAGAGAUAAUUAAUGCCAUCAUGAGUGGAAGAGAUGUCCUGGUGAUUAUGGCUGCAGGUGGUGGCAAAAGCCUGUGCUACCAGCUUCCUGCUGUUCUUCGUGAUGGAAUUGCUCUAGUUGUCAGUCCUUUACUUUCCUUGAUUCAAGAUCAGGUGAUGGGUUUGACUGCUUUGGCCAUUCCAGCAUAUAUUUUGACUUCAACAACAAGUAAGGAUGAUGAGAAGUUCAUAUACAAGGCUUUGGAGAAGGGUGAGGGGGAACUAAAAAUAUUGUAUGUCACUCCCGAAAAGAUAUCAAAAAGCAAGAGGUUUAUGUCAAAACUUGAAAAAUGCCAUCAUGCUGGUCGUCUCUCUCUAAUUUCAAUUGACGAGGCACAUUGCUGUAGUCAGUGGGGUCAUGACUUUCGACCUGACUACAAGAACCUUGGUAUUCUCAAGACACAGUUCCCUAAUGUUCCCAUGGUUGCUUUGACAGCAACUGCUACUCAGAGGGUCCAAAAUGAUCUAAUAGAGAUGUUGCAUAUUCCUAGAUGUGUCAAAUUUGUCAGCACGGUCAAUAGGCCAAGUUUAUUUUAUAUGGUGAAGGAAAAGUCAUCUGUUGGGAAGGUAGUUAUUGAUGAAAUUGCAGAAUUCAUUCAAGAAUCUUAUUCAAAUAAUGAAUCUGGGAUUGUUUAUUGUUUCUCUAGGAAGGAAUGUGAACAGGUUGCAAAGGAGUUGAGGGAGAGAGGAAUUUCAGCUGAUUAUUAUCAUGCAGAUAUGGAUGUAAAUGCUCGGGAAAAAGUUCAUAUGCGGUGGAGCAAUAACAAGCUGCAGGUCAUAGUUGGUACAGUAGCUUUUGGUAUGGGAAUCAACAAACCAGAUGUCAGGUUUGUCAUCCAUCACAGCUUGAGUAAAUCAAUGGAAACAUACUACCAGGAAAGUGGUCGAGCUGGCCGAGAUGGACUUCCUUCUGAAUGCCUACUGUAUUUUAGACCUGGUGAUGUUCCCCGGCAGAGUUCAAUGGUCUUCUAUGAAAAUUCAGGACUGCAGAAUCUCUAUGACAUAGUACGAUAUUGUCAGUCCAAAAGAAAAUGCCGACGAAAUGCCUUUUUCCGGCAUUUUGCAGAGCCACUACAAGAGUGCAAUGGGAUGUGCGACAGCUGUGCAUUUUCAAGUGAGGUGAAGGAAGUGGAUGUCUCUGGUCAUGCAAAACUGAUUAUUUCAUUGUUGCAAGAUAUGCAAGCUAAUGAUCAAAGGUCAACAAUGCUGCAAUUAGUUGAUAAAAUGAAAAUAAAACAGAAGGGACUAGGGUCUGAUUUGAAACGAGAGGAAAUUGAGCAGCUCAUCUUACACCUUUUACUGGAGCGUGUUUUGAAAGAAGAAUUUCAGCAUACAGCUUAUGCCACAAAUGCUUACAUUGCUGCAGGGCCUCUGGCCAAGCAAAUAUUGCAAGGUAAGAAAUCUGCGAAGAUUGAGAUUUAUACUGAACAGAAAACUAAAGCUGGUAUAAGAUCAGCAAAACGUUGCCUUGGGUCCUCUGGUUUGGAGCGGAAGCUUGAUGAGCUGAGAAAAGAACUGUCUUCCGCCCAUGGAGGAAUACUCCCACACUCUGUCUUAACUACUGAGCAGAUAAACUUAAUAAGUUCUCAAAAACCUAACUCACUGGAACAGUUGGAGAUGGUAAUUGGAAAAUUGAAGACACAAAAGUAUGGAAAUAGAAUACUUGAGCAAAUUGAAAAGUAUUCUGAUUUCAGGCCAAGCGAUAAGCAAGGAACUGAUGGUAGAGCUGCGAAGAGGUCGAAGACCAAGAAAACUCUUGUUCUUAUUGAGAGUAGUGAAGAUGAAGCAUAAUAACUGGUGGUGCCCUCAAGGCAAUUUAUGUUUUCGUUAUAAAAUAUGGCACAAAAGAGAAAAUUUAAGUAUAUUCUUUCGUGCAAACUGAGCUUCUGCCUCAUCCAAAAGAGGAAAAGGAAUCUGGAGAACAAAUGGCGGGGAUUUGAUUGUUAUUAUCUAUAAAACAUAGUUGAUUAAUUUGAACUUAGUAAUUU